CUCCACCUUUAACAUUUCGGCUCUCGGGCAACAAAACGUGGUUUUGAAACAACAAAGUAUUUAUUUUGCAAAAUCGGCUAAAAUUCGUUACCGUUCGACGGUUUAGUGCAGUGCGUCGGAAUCGGCAUCGUCGCGGGGUUUCCGGUGUGCUAAAGUGCUUCGAAAUCGGUCACGUACGGCCACGCCAGGAUCGAUUGAAAUAUUUGCACCUCAUUCUUCGAUUUUUGACUUGAGUCUGGUGCUCCGAAGAAAGUGUGUUUCGAACAGUGCAGCCUGCUGGGCAGUGUAUGUGUGUGAGCGGAAGAGACAGAAGAGUUCUACACGGUUUCAGAGGAUCCAAAAAUUGUAGUGAAGCGUGAAUCAAUGUUCUGAAGGAAUGCUUGAAAUCGUUUAGCGAGAGUGAUUGGGUUUUUGCUAAUUUAAGUAGGUUAUAGUGGCCUGUUUCGAUCCCUUGCAGUGUGUGGUGUGUUAAGCUGCCUCUCCGAGGAAAGAAGGAAUAACAGCGUACUACAUCUGGUCUCCUGAGUAGCCCAGAGUUAUGUCAUCGUGAUUCUAUUCAUAGUGAGCAAGAAGAGUAAACUAUUGUGAGUGUUGCAAACAAGCGGAACCUCGUGUUUAUCAGCCAACAUCCAAAUCCUGUAGACUGAUACAGCCCUCGUAAACAUUACUGCAGAAAACCGGGCCAGUUCCAUAACAAAGAGCAACGCAAUGGCCAAUUCCGGAACGGCAGCACGGUGCCUCCUCCUCGUCUAAACUGUGCAAGCAGUGAGGAGUGAGCAGGAUAGCGAGCGCCCCGUACAGGCCAACAUGGAGCGAAAAGAUCGAUAAAGUAGUCACAAAAACAUCAGCGCCGCGAAGAGCACGCACGAGUCGUUCGUCCGACCCGACGUCGUAGUCGUCUGCAUUACCGACCGACCCACAAUCUCUCUUCCUGCAUAUCAUCCAACUUCUGACAGUUGCGGUGCUUUGUGAAAGAGUAAAAGAGGAAGGGACAGCGCUUUUCUUUUUCUUUUCUGUUUUGUUUUCAUUCCACCUUCGAUCCACCGCAGACGCUGCUGCCAGACUUCCAUCUGCAGUUGCUUUUGCUGUUGUUAUUAUUUUGCGUGAGUUAAGUUCCCAUCACCGAGAAGGGGCUAGCUCUCGUGCACGGCGAUUAUCGUCUCUCGUCCCGUCCGCUUCCCCUCAUCCUAGUGCAGGCCACGUAGUUUGGUCUGGGCUAGAGCCGAGGAACAGCGUGGUGCACCGAGUCGAGAUCAUCUCGCCCUCGACCGAAAAGGAAGAGACGUAAAGACCGACAAACAAUACGAUCGAAAAGGCAGGCAAAACAAAGCGUAAAAAUGGCAUCACACGUUUCGACAGAAACUGGCGCUAGCAACACCAACAACAAUAACAACAACAGCUCAAGUUCAUCCUAUGCGAACGUGUUGCAGAACAUCAAAGACCAGAACCAGAAGCUGCAGCAAAAGCAGCAGAAUGAUAACAACAAGGAGAACAUUCGCAGCGAGAAGCCGGCUGGGCAGGGACCAGCUCCCGGUAGUGCACCCAAGGCUACGGACGCCCCUGUCGGCAAAGACAGUGCGGGUGCUGCCGCCUCCGGGUCCACGGUCGCUGCUGGCGGCGAAGAUGCCGAGGACGAUGCCAGCUUUGUCCCAGUAGUGUCGCACAGCAAGAGGGAUCGUCGUUCGAGGCAAAAAGCUGCUGCGGCGGCCGCUGCCAAGGGCGGCGAAGAAGCUGGUAAAGUACCAGCAAAAUCGUCCCGCCGCUCCGGUAGGGGUGGUGGAAGUGCCAACCUCGGACCCGGUCAGACGAAAGAACCAGCGGAUGCGGGCGCCACUAGUAGUGGCGGCGGCGGAGGCGGUGGUAUUCCUCCGAAAAAGGACGGCGACAAGAGGAAGUCUGGCGAGAGAAGACGGGGUGGUCGUGGAGCGCGCGCCGGUGAGCCCGAGAAGGAAGACAAAAAUCCUGACAAGGAAUCGCUGAGCGAACUGAACGCCUCCAACAAGGUUAGCAGCGAGGACGGAUCUGACAAGGAAGCACCGAAAAAGUUUGUCGAAGCACCGCUACCCAAAGUGAACGCCUGGAAGGUAACUCCAACUGUUGAACCAGCGCCAAUUCCGAUCGGUGAUCCAAAACUGGUCAAAUCCUCCGAACCAAGCUCGAUGGCGGGAGCAGUAGCUUCGUCUUCUGCUCCUGCUACCACAACCACUACUGCUGCAUCAUUAUCCCGCAAGACACCUCAGCCCCAGUCCCAGCCCCAGGAUAAGCGAGUUCUUCAACCCAAACAACAAUCGAAGGCUCCUCCACAACCCAAAGCAACUGCUCAACCAAAACCAGUCCCAGAACAACCGAAACCAGUCCCCCCUCCAGCAAAGGAGAAGAAGCGCCCUAGUCAAAAGUCGAAUUCCUUGUCCAGUAACACCGAUUGGCCAACGCUAGAUUCAAAAUCUAAUGAACCGAAAAAACAUACGACUGCUCAAGUUACCGAAUCAACGCCUCCUGGUGCAGUCGCUCCCAGCCCAUCCGUAGAGCAAGAAAAGCAAACAACCUCCAGUGAAUCAACCGCUUCUGUCGCUGUCACCAAACCAGCUCCAGGUAGCACAGUUCCUGCAGUUGCGAAAUCUCAGCCGACGCAAACAUCGGCACCGGAAGCAGCCCACGUAGAAGCAGUCACUUCCCACACUCAGCACCAAGUUCCUGCCAAACAGCACGCCACUGAGGAAGAUCACAAUCGACCGAAGAGUGCGGACUCUGGCGAUCAAACGACAAACAAUCGCAAGGGACCGCGUCCUAAGUGGGUUCCGCUGCCGAUCGAUCUGCCGAAACAGCGAGGCCGACGCGAACGAACUCCUCGUCGCCGGCGGUAUGACGAGUACGAUGAAGGUAACUGGCAUCAGGAACGACAGCAGCUUCCACGAGCCGGCAGAAUUCGUACCAGUCGGGGUGGUGGCGGACCACCACCCUCGUACCGAGGUGGUCGUGGCGGGCGGUUAUCUCGUGGAGGUCCACUCCGGAGGGGACCACUUUCGACACGUGGCGGCCAUAUUCCUACUGGGCCCCGACAUGGCGAUCGUGGACCACUGCCAGCCGGCCAACCGCUGACCAACGGCGGAGACUUCGUGCAGGAAUUCAGCGGCGUGGGACAAGCGAUCGGAAAGGAGCAGACUGCGUUCAUGAUGCCUUACCUCAGUACAUUCUAUUACAAUGGCGCACCGCUGAUUGGAAUGGAUCAGCUGAGCAUCAAGGAGUGUAUCAAGAAGCAAAUUGAGUACUACUUCAGCGAGGACAAUUUGAAACGCGACUUUUACCUCCGACGCAAGAUGGAUCCAGAAGGUUUCCUCCCAGUAACACUGAUCGCCUCCUUCCAUCGAGUACAAGCGUUGACCGCUGAUCUAAACAUUAUUAUCACCGCAAUUCAAGAGUCUGACAAAUUGGACUUGGUUGACGAUUACAAAGUUCGCACGAAAGUUGAUCCAACCAAAUGGCCAAUCGAUCCCGCGGACACUGGUACCCACCAUUUCCAAUCCAGCGUGUCAUCUACCCCUGCUGCUGCCGUGGAAGAUCCGGUUGAGGCAAAACCUGUAGUUCCGGUAGUUUCCAAAAUCUUAUCUAGUAUUCCGCCUCCGCCAAUGCCUAGGAAUUUUCGCACUCAACGAACUCAACCGCUACCGCUACAACCCGCCAUCGUCAAGGUUCCUUCGAUAGUUCCAGCAAUUCCCGUGGUACCGUUAGACACCAAAACUCCAACGACAUCGGAGUCGGAAAACUUAAACCCUAACGUGCCAGAAUUCAUCCCAUCGUUGGCCCUCAGGAAACAGUCCUCCGGUAACAUCGCCGUGCUACCUUCUCCCGCAGCUAACCCGUCUGUACCACAACCGACAGCCACUCAAAGCACGGACGAAAAAGAAAACAUUGCUCAGGACUCUGCACAGAUUCCAAAAAACGCCGACAGGAAAUCUAACUCUACAACAGGUGACCAAGACACAUCCACCGUCACCGAAGAAGCCGAACUGUGGAAAGAAGUGAAGCGACGCUCGCGCUCUGCCCAGCCCCAUCACAACGUCCAGGACGGACAAACUCCAACCCAGGACAAGAAGCGGGACACCAGGAGCAAGAGCAAGGAGCAAACAGAAGUGAGCUCACUUCCAGCACCUUCGGCGGCAGCAGCAGGAACAGCCACCGGGAAGUCCCCGGCUGCUGCAACACGGCCAUCCAAACAGAACGAAGAACGGGAGGAGCUAGAUUUCCAAUUUGACGAAGAACUUGACAUCCCGCGAGGCGGUGGCCGUGUUAACCAUUUCACCGACAACUGGUCCGACGACGAAGACAGCGACUACGAACUCUCGGAUCACGAAAUCAACAAGCUGCUCAUUGUGACUCAGUUACGCAACAAAGCACCAAAGCACGAAGGGUACGAUCGGACGGGCGAUUUCACGACGCGUGCCAAGAUUACCCAGGACCUAGAGCAGAUCAUCAACGACGGUCUGCACAACUACGAGGAAGAUCUUCUGAUGAUCAACCAGCCUCGUGGCGGCUACAAAACCGUCAACCUGAUAACGCAGGAAGAGUUCGACAAGAUUGUGCCGAAGCCGGUCAAAGUGGUUCAGGAACCACUGCCUCCUCCGCCGCCAUCAACCUUUGUCGAUUCAUCGGACUUGUUAAAUGAAAGCACGGCAAGCGCAGCCCACCGGCACAAGGCGCGCUUCUUCGCCGUCAAUAAAGAUGAGUUCGUUGAUCCGAUCACACCCCGCAAGCGCAAAACGAGGCAUUUGAACAAUCCCCCGGUCGAAAGCCACGUUGGCUGGGUGAUGGACGCCGUGGAGCACCGGCCACGUACUAUCAGUAUGGGCAGCUCGACCGGUACAUCGCCCACCGCUUCCAGCUACGGAUCAUUGCCUCAGAGCUUGCCAACGUUCCAGCAUCCUUCGCACUCUCUGCUGAAAGAGAACGGUUUUACUCAGCAGGUCUACCACAAGUAUCACAGUCGCUGCCUGAAGGAACGGAAACGCAUGGGCCCGGGCCAAUCACAAGAGAUGAACACAUUGUUCCGGUUUUGGUCGUUCUUCUUGCGUGAAAACUUCAACAAAACUAUGUACAGCGAGUUCCGCCAGAUCGCCAACGAGGACGCUACCGAAGGGUUCCGUUACGGAUUGGAAUGUCUGUUCCGGUUCUACUCGUAUGGUUUGGAGAAGAAAUAUCGCCCGCAGCUGUACGAGGACUUUCAACAGGAAACGAUCAAGGAUCACGAAAACGGCCAACUCUAUGGAUUGGAGAAAUUCUGGGCCUUCCUCAAGUACUACAAGAACGCUUCUAAGCUCUCGGUGGACCCCAAGCUGAAGGAAUAUCUGGACAAGUUCAAGUCGAUCGAAGACUUCCGCGUGCUGGAACCGCAGAUCAACGAAAUGUUGGAGGGGGUCGGAAAGCUAAAAUCUUCACCCUCCAAACGUCGACCCCGUAGUGUGUCGGAAAGUGAAGGUUUUACAGUGGUGGCUGGUCCGAGCCAUGCCAAACGGGCCCACCAUGGCGGUGCGGGUAGUGGAGCAGGACCUUCUGGGGGAUACUCCGGGGCUGGUAGUGGCGGUAGCAGUUACAAUCAGUACCAGUACAGUCGUAAAAGAUGUGAUUCAGCUGGUAACAGAAUGAUCGAUGGUACCAACCGACCGGGGCCGUCACGCGUUCGAACCGGAUCUUUCGGAGAUGGUGCCGCAAAGGUUGCCGGUAGUCGUCCCCGGAGCGGUUCAACUGGCAACAAAGUAGUUCGCAUGGCACCGAAUGAACGGUUCUCGCUUAAUCGGCCCUCAACGGGACAGGGCAACAAACACAAUUCACACCACCAGCAACAAGUGCCUCCUACCAGUGCAAAGACGACAGAUUCGGCGGCUCCUGGCACAUCUUCCUCCGGUGGUACCAAUGUUGCAUCAUCGACGAUCACGCAAUCAUCAUCAUCAUCAACAACAACGGCUACAGCGGCAAAGAAUGCAUCAUCGACUUCGGCGGCAACGACUUCAUCGAGUAAGAAGGCCUCGUAAAGCAAUUGUGACUGCUUUCAUGUGAGGUCGAUAAGAAACUUCCGUUGAAUGGAAGCGCGGGGGUCACGCGAAUUCGGACCUGGUCCAGUCAAAUGAGAAAAACACACUGAGAAACUCUAAUGAAUGGUUUUGUGUUGCUUUUUUACACGUCCCACUGCGGAAUCGUCGUCAUAUCGCGUAUAUUUUGCUCUUAUAUAUAUUUUAAAAUGAUUGGAAAUUGAUCACUAGGUAGAAAUUAUUGAUAUCUCUUUCUUCCUUAUUUCGUUUUUUUUUUAUUUUUCGUUUGUAACGAAUCUGAAUCUGGAUGCAACGGAAAUAUGGGAUUUGCAACUCAUUUGGGAAUGAACGAAAAAUCUAAUCGGUAGUUAAAUUUUUCUAAAAGGGUGUAGACAGAAAAUAGUAUUUAUUUCGAUUUGGCAACAUUAUUUACUUUUAUCCAACUUGGAUGACCAAUACCUUUCGAUACCCCACAAAAAAAUAAAAUCAAUUAUAAAUUCAAGAGUAUAUUUACUGCCAAACUUAUUCUUGUGCUAGAGUAAAGUAAAAUCAUAACAUUUAA
Armigeres subalbatus is the source of this 6585-nucleotide messenger RNA. RefSeq names its product la-related protein 1 (gene larp). The record is from RefSeq and is a predicted model, not a curated record. Gene Ontology annotation, cellular component: cytoplasmic stress granule; cytosol. NCBI's taxonomy places the organism in Eukaryota, Metazoa, Arthropoda, Insecta, Diptera, Culicidae. Gene Ontology annotation, biological process: mRNA stabilization; positive regulation of translation. The transcript has 10 exons. Bases 1338 to 6026 code for a protein of 1562 amino acids. Gene Ontology annotation, molecular function: RNA cap binding.